Molecule: messenger RNA, 1325 nt
Organism: Micropterus salmoides (largemouth bass)
Lineage: Eukaryota; Metazoa; Chordata; Actinopteri; Centrarchiformes; Centrarchidae
Gene: eif4eb
Product: eukaryotic translation initiation factor 4eb
Biological process (GO): translational initiation
Cellular component (GO): cytoplasm; eukaryotic translation initiation factor 4F complex
Molecular function (GO): translation initiation factor activity; RNA 7-methylguanosine cap binding
Source: RefSeq, a predicted model, not a curated record
AUGCCUUCGUCUGCGGAGGGGUGGAGUCGCAGAGAAGCAACCAGCCAGCGGCGGCCCACUGCGCAUGUCCGAUCGGCGGUCACGUUGCAGCGCUCGGUCCAAUCAACGGAAACUUUCCUAACAGAGAUUUGUAAGAUGGCGACCGCCGAACCGGAAACCAACCCAAGUCCACCCCAGCCUGAUGAAGAUGGACCUGAGGAGACUGGUCAGGAGAUUGUGAGCCCAGAGGCCUACAUCAAGCACCCCCUCCAGAACAGAUGGUCUCUGUGGUUCUUCAAGAACGACAAGAGCAAAACAUGGCAGGCCAACCUGCGACUCAUCUCUAAAUUUGACACUGUUGAAGAUUUCUGGGCCCUGUACAACCACAUCCAGUUGUCAAGCAACCUCAUGUCAGGUUGUGAUUACUCCCUUUUUAAGGAUGGCAUUGAACCCAUGUGGGAGGACGAGAGGAACAAGCGUGGCGGGCGCUGGCUUAUCACGCUUAACAAGCAGCAGAGGAGAUUAGACCUGGACCGCUUCUGGCUGGAAACUCUCCUGUGCUUAGUUGGAGAGGCCUUUGACGACUACAGCGACGAUGUCUGCGGAGCUGUGGUCAACAUCCGUACAAAAGGAGAUAAAAUAGCUGUCUGGACAUCAGACUAUGAGAACCGGGAAUCUGUGACACACAUAGGGAGAGUUUACAAGGAGCGCUUGGGGCUUCCCAUGAAGAUGACUAUUGGCUACCAAUCCCACGCAGACACUGCUACCAAAAGCGGUUCAACCACCAAGAACAAAUUUGUUGUUUGAGAAAGCGCCCUAUGUGCCUCUGUCAGUUUCUUGUCUUAUUUGUUAUUGGUGCAUAUGUUUACUUUGCUGCAAAGACUCUGCGGAAUGCAAUCUGGAGGAAAAACACCCAAUUCCGAAACUACGUGCCAAAUGUUUCCAUAACCUGCCCAGGACUUGAACCACAGGAAAACAGAUGAAGAUCAAUCUUCCAAAACACUAACAGUGAGAGGUAUUAAUAGUGGAUGAGAGUUAGAGUGCUGCAUUACUCUACUAAAUAAAGUUGUUGAUUUCUUUUUUUUUUUUAUGGAAGAGAAUCUUGAAAUGCUACCCAAAAAAGUAUAUUUCUCUCCCAUUUUCUACAGCAUCGUUGGUUUGCUGUAAUAAUGAUGUUAAACCCUUUUAAUUUAUUAUUAAUUUGCCUGCAUAUUAUUAGUUUGCCAGACCUUUGUUUUAUGCUUUUAUUGCCUUGAACUGUUGCACGUAAUCAACCUUUUUAAAGUAUUUCAUGACUCAUAUUCAUUUUGAGUGUUAAUAUAAUUAAAACAUUGGUUUUGCAAUUA